Messenger RNA from Cherax quadricarinatus, 2604 nucleotides. The record is from RefSeq and is a predicted model, not a curated record. NCBI's taxonomy places the organism in Eukaryota, Metazoa, Arthropoda, Malacostraca, Decapoda, Parastacidae.
ACAUUGAAAGUGACGUCAGAGAAUAAUGUAUCAGGAGAGGUGUAGUGAUGCAGGAAGGAGAGUAUUGUCUACCAGUCAAGCUAGGAAGUAGCGUGUAAGACACUUCCCUGGACGCUCGUUCUCACCUAAUUGUGGUUGUAGGGGUCGAUACUCAGCUCCUGGCCCCGCCUCUUCACCGAGUGCUACUAGGUCCUCUCUCUCUCUCUCCCUGCUCCAUGAGCUUUUACAUACUUCAUCUUGAAGCUAUGUAUGAUUUCUACCUCGCUUGCUAGACUACUCCACUUCCUGACUACUCUAUGACUGAAGAAAUACUCCCUAACAUCGUGUGUGUGACCUAAUUAAUGUUUGCACAAAUAACUCAUUACGAUUGUGACCAGAUAUAGACAUGUAACUGUUCAGCUAUCAAAACUUUGUGGCCCAGUUCCUGGACCCAUUAUGUACCUCUGUAAUCUUAUGACUACCUCCUACAGGAUGGGUAUGGGGUGCAUAUCUGGAGAAAAUUCCGGGGAUCAACGCCCCCGCUGCCAGGUCUGUGACCAGGCCUCAUAGUGGAUCAGGGCCUGAUCAACCAGGCUGUUACUGUUGGCCGCACGCAACCCGACGUACGAAACCACAGCCCGGCUGGUCAGGCACUGACUUUACGUGCCUGCCCAGUUCCUGCUUGAAGACAGCCAGGGGGUCUAUUGGUAAUCCCUCUCGUGUAUGCUGGGAGGCAGUUGAAGAGUCUUGGGCCCCUGACAUAAUAAAGAUGAUAAAUUAAAACUGGACGCUCGUCUAUAUAGUGAGAGAUGUAUGUUUAUUCGUAUAUAUGAGCUCAGAGUUCACGUAUCAUUUAUUUUUGUUUGAAGUAUCCCCGACUAACAAAAUCCAACCCCAAAAACGGUGUAGGCCUCUUAAUUGUCGAAGAACCUACAUCAGGUGAAUGUGGUUUAAUGUAGAGAUAAAUGUUGCGCUUUGGUAUAUUUAGAACGGACCUAAACGUCGUCUAAAUUCAUAUCUAAGUUGUGGGUUGUGAAUUGUUCCAGCCAUUUUAUUUAACUAUUCAAUUUUCUUAUACUCCUUUAUAUCUUAAACUAAUUUAGUUUGUCUAAUUCAGAGCGAAAUGGCCCCUUCAAGUCCAGGAACACACCCUCCAGGUAUGCCUGUACAUCCACUAUGCCUAGUUGUACCGUUGUGGCAUAGAUCACAUCCAAGGAAUGUGAUCUAUGCCACCUGGGAGUGAACUUAUCCUCCCAGGUGGUCCAUGACCCCCACGGGUUGAGCGCUCCACCAUUAGUAGUACUGAUAGUGAUGCCAUCUAGUGGUGGUGUAGUAGUGGCAUCUAGUGAUGGUAGUGGAGUUAGUCAGGUUAUCAGUAAUAGUGUUAUAGUGAAGGUUAGGACAGUGACCAACCUCAAGGUUACUAAAGGUCAGUUGAACUUCAGUGGUCGUACAGAAGAGAUAUGUUGCUUCUCCUCCUGCCAUCCCCGCCGGCUUUACCGCUUCAUCAUCCUUUUAAUACACCUAAAUAACAAACAUACUUUGAUGUAAAUCCAUAUGUUGCUUACUAGUAAAGAGGGCAGUAAGGAUGCGUCAGGCAGCACCCCUGCUCAUCCUGCAAGCAGUUACAGUAACAUGGAUGUUCCUAAACAUCACUCAUACUGCCGCAGUGCCACGAGGGAGCUUGAGGGGUGCCACCGCCUUCGUCAGGGACUUCGUUGACUACCACAACUUCAAACUGAUCAAUAUAUACACUACGUUCAAAGAGAGAAACUGGUUGACCAGAUUCUUCUUCCUGGGUGCUGGUGUAAGGGUGGUGAGGGUGAACCACCUCUCCUUUCUAUAUAAUAGGAGUGAUCUGGAACAAAAUAAGCAAUUAUCUGUCGUUAUGGCAACCAGUGAUCACCUCGGCCUAUUCUCCAAGAUGAUGGUACCGAAGAAGAAUGUGUGGUGGCUGGUGUUGGUGGACUACCAAGAAAAGCUGGACAUCCUUCCUCUUCCUCUCAACAACCAGGUGAUACUGGUGGAAGCCUUGGACUCGAGUAAGGUUCGUCUGGGCCUCAACUCUUCCUGGGACCACCAGCGGAUAUCCAGACUCCACCUUCGUGAAGCCUACACCACCGCUCCUCACCUUUCUCACAGAGUCACCACAGUUGGCUACUGGGUAUGUUGCAGGUCCACCCUUACCUAGAUACCUACUUUUGGGUCUUAGGUUUUAGAAUAGGAUGAUUGGUUUCUGAUUUCGUGACUCCAGUUCAAGGCUUUCGGGCAUUUAGGUUGUUGGCUAUGAACAAUGGAUUCCAUGUUUUGGGACUUCAUCAUCCAUUCACGUCAAUAGACAUGGGUUACUAACUUCUUGGACGUGAAAUUACAGGCUCUGGUACAUGAAUUCGAGAACUUGAAUUCUUGGAUUCAUUACGUUCGAGUUUGGAUUAAAGACUUCGGUAUAGAGAAUAACUUUGGAGUUUGGAUUAAUAGCUUUUGGAUUUACAAUAAUUGCUUUGGGACUAAGAAUAAAUAACUGGGAAUUCGACUUGGAUUAAUAGUCUUGUGACUUGAAUUUGUUUACUACUUUCAAAAUUUUAUUAAUUGCUUUUGAACAUAAUCACAAAUUUUGGCUAUAUG